Molecule: messenger RNA, 2980 nt
Organism: Grus americana (Whooping crane)
Lineage: Eukaryota; Metazoa; Chordata; Aves; Gruiformes; Gruidae
Product: paired box protein Pax-6-like
Exons: 5
Coding region: 1-1569 (522 amino acids)
Molecular function (GO): DNA binding
Source: RefSeq, a predicted model, not a curated record
AUGGUAUUACAUACAGCACAAGAAAAAGAUAUAGUCCUUGUCCUAAAACAUCUGCGGUUCAGAGGUCUGAUCCUCUCAGGUGCUAAGAGUCCACAAGUAUUUCUGGAGCCGAUCAGUCGUAGAGCAUCGGCCGGUUACACAAACAGCACGGGUGAGGACGAUUACAGGCAGUCCUUAGAAAGGAAAGGAGACAGGGAAGGAGACGGCAGGGAGUAUGAGGGAAAGGAUUACCAUAAAGCAAUGCAAACAGUGAACCUGACUGUACUGGGCAUGAAGAGCGGGGUAACCCAACGGGGAAGACAAGGACCCGUCACCUGGGUGCAGCAAGAGCUGGGAUGGUUUCCCUUCAGGAGAAGGGCGGUGUGGACGCCUCCCCGUAUCCGGGGGAGUCCCGGGCCUCCGGUGCAGAGAAGGGGAGCCUUCUCAGAGGGCCAAACUGAAGGCGAGGCCCGGACGCGCCCAGCUGUCCCCAGCGCGGGGCGAGAGGGCGGCCGGCGGAAGCGGACCACCUUCAGCAAGGCCCAGCUGGAGCUGCUGGUCCGCGCCUUCGAGAAGGAGCCCUACCCCGGCAUCGCUCUGCGGGAGCAGCUCUCCGGCCUCAUCGACAUCCCCGAGUCCAGGAUCCAGGUCUGGUUUCAGAACAGGAGGGCCCGGCAGCUAAACCACAAGAAGAGCGAAGCCGCCGCCUACCCCAAGCCGGCCUGUGGCAAGCAAAAGCCGACCCGCUGCGGCGGCGGCUGCCAGGAGAAGUCCCGGACGAUGGAGGGUCUUGGGCCAGACCGGAGCUUCCUCCAUCUGCAGCCUGGCCUACCGGGAGGAAACCAGGGUUUCGCCGGUCAGCCGUCGCCCUACUCCGGGCAGCUAUACUCAAGGCUCGAUACUCACUUCAGGAGCUUGGAUAACACUUCUGGACCCCCAGGUCAGACCCCAGCUCACUUCGGUUUGGACUGCGUGGGAAAAGGGGUCCCACUCGGUGUGGGAAGCGUGGGGAGUCCCCCCAAGCUCUCACUCCCUGCGCAGCAGGCGCAGGAAUAUCCAUACCUGAAGAAAUCUUUCCCUGAAAGCUACUACUCUGAUGCACAUGUUUUCCAGUCUUGUAUAGAAGAUCACCAGUACCUGGCAGCUAAAGAGAACAUGUAUAGGAAGCCUGUCUUAAACUACUUAAAUGCUAACCAGGGCCUGGGGAAUGAGAACUAUUUGUAUAUCAAGUCAAACACUUCUCCCUUUGGGAAGGGCUCCACUUUUAAUUAUGGUGAAGGGGAAUCUAAGCUUGAGCUUGAGCAGAUGAGGCACAGUCCACCUCUGGCUGCAGCUAGUCACUAUAGUCCUCCUUUGGUACUUCCAAAAAAUGAAGGGGAGUAUCAAGGGACACUUGCUGCUCCAGCCCCGUCAUAUGGGCAGCAGCUUCUGGAGACAGUAAAUGACUAUGACCCUCUUUGGCUGGGUGUGAGAAAUGAAAUUCUGGGAGCUGGGUUAGAUCCACUGUUUGAGCAAAAUGGGGAGCAAGGUGGGCCAAAAAGUUACCUUUUUGGUGGCCAGACUCCAACCUGUCAUUUAGGUCACACAUGAAACUGUGAUGGUGGGUCUGCUUGCCUGAUAAAAAAUUAAUGUGAUUUUUUUGUUCCAUUGGCAGUGUUGUCCAAAGUGGCUUAAGGCUUUGCAGGUCUAAGUGUGGAGUGCUUGCUCUGAGGUCAAGGAAGAUAAGCAAAGUUAGCAAGGGGUACAGGAGAAUAACCUCCUGAAUGUGUGCUGCCUCCCUGCCCUGUCCUACAGGAACUGUCACCAAGCUGCUCACAGUAUUCCUGCAUGUGUUUGAUUAUUUGCAGCCUCAAGUUAACUUGCAUGUGCAGCCUGAUCUUCACAAAUGUGUCAGUACUGAAGAUUUAGUCCAUGUUCAGUCUGUGCUGGAUUAACUCAGCCAGGAGGCUUGGGACUAUGGCACUGGUUUUGUGCCCCCACCGCAUUGGGUUUUGUUUCUAUUCUGCUCAGAAUUCACUUUCUUUAACUUAAGAAAUCUAUAGAAAACAGACUUAUUUAUAGCUUUUAGUGGAGAAAGCAUUAACAUGAGAGGGGUACAAGCAUGGGAAAAGCAGCCUUGGUGGUGGCAGGGGAUGGCUCACUGGGUGUGUUUGUGUUUUAGGUGUGUUCCUGAUAGACAGCAUUGCUGGUCUUUUCGUAUAGUGUUUUCAUUGAAAAAUGACCAGAUGUGUAGCCUUUUAAAAGGCAAUAUUUUUGUGAUUUCCUUUUGUAUGGUAUUUUUUAAAUUGUCUUUUUUUUUCCCAAAUUGUAGUUUUCUAUUUGCCAAAAGAAGGUUUUCUACCUGGGUGAUAAUGAACUUUUAGAACUGCACUCACAGAAAAAUAUAACUGUAUUCCAUCUUUGCACUUCGCACAUUGAGCCUGUUUUUAGACUUCAAGAUCCAUGGCUGGUCUGGAAGAUCACUGUAAUCAUGGAAGUGUUCUUCAUGUGUAUCUCUGGAGAGCUACCAUGGUUGCGUAUUAAAGCAGUAUCGAGCCUAGAAUGUUGAAAACUAUAAAUGCAUAUCUUUUUUUGUGUUUAAAAUGUGGCUCUGGAAUAUUUUAAAUACUCCUAGAUUUUAAUACACAUUAUUAACUUAAUUACUUUGUUUAUAGAACAAAAGAAACAUAAUAAAAAUGAAACUUAAACACAGACUGUUAUUUUAUUAAUAAAGUUGGUAUCUCUGUGAAGAACCUGUCUAUUGAGAUGGGUACACAAAAAGUCCAGAAAAUUAGUCCUGACUUUUGGCGGUAAUUUUGAGCUGUGGCUGUGAAGAAGUCAGUUAACUCUUCUGUCUUGACCUGAAGAACUGGAACACAUUCACGUAUUACAGAAGAACUGUAGCUUCAAACAAUAGCUGCAAGGCACUUGGAACACAAAAAGUUGUAUCUGAGAGCUAAGUACAAGGUGAUGAUUGUAUUUAUGAUUGUAUAUGUGACUCCUCUAAUAAACUUUUAAAAAA